This is a messenger RNA of Helicoverpa zea (corn earworm), 5541 nucleotides long. Its product is annotated as ethanolaminephosphotransferase 1-like. NCBI's taxonomy places the organism in Eukaryota, Metazoa, Arthropoda, Insecta, Lepidoptera, Noctuidae. The transcript is spliced from 9 exons. Gene Ontology annotation, cellular component: endoplasmic reticulum membrane; Golgi apparatus. Bases 162 to 1352 code for a protein of 396 amino acids. The record is from RefSeq and is a predicted model, not a curated record. Gene Ontology annotation, biological process: phosphatidylethanolamine biosynthetic process. Gene Ontology annotation, molecular function: ethanolaminephosphotransferase activity.
UCAACCAAACGGCAGUGUCGUGGGACGCCUUUAUUUUUUUAGUUUUAUUAAUCACAUUUAGACCGAAAAUGUAUUACGUGAAGUGCAAAUAUUUAAUUUGUAAUAAUUAGUUACCAUUUAUUUAAUAUUUCUGUAGUGUAGAUUAAGUGUAAACAGUGAAAAUGUUGAAUUACAAGUACCUAAGUCGCGAGCACCUCGAAGGGUUCGAUAAUUAUAAGUACAUGGCCAUAGACACCAGUCCGCUGAGUGUGUAUGUUAUGCAUCCUUUUUGGAACAAAGUUGUUGAGUUUGUACCAAAAUGGGUGGCUCCCAACGUGUUGACAUUCGGUGGUUUUCUUCUCAUCGUGUUGAACUUUUUACUCCUGUCGUAUUACGACUACGACUACUACGCGGCCAGUACGCCUUUGUACAACGAAACUGUGGGGGAAUCCCCCCUUAAUGGACAUAUGGAGGUCAUACCGCAAACUCUAUGGUAUUUCAUCGGGAUCUUCUUGUUUUUGGCUUAUACUUUAGAUGGCAUAGACGGCAAGCAAGCGCGGCGAACACAAACUUCAGGACCUUUGGGAGAACUAUUCGACCACGGGUUGGAUUCUUACACGGUGUUCUUUAUACCAGCCUGUCUGUAUUCUAUAUUUGGACGACUGGAUUACUCUAUACCGCCUAUAAGAAUAUAUUAUGUAAUGUGGAAUCUACUGCUGAAUUUCUACAUCAGCCAUUGGGAGAAAUACAAUACCGGUGUAUUAUUUCUACCUUGGGGAUAUGAUUUCAGUAUGUGGGCAUCCACAGCAUUUUUCCUAUGGACGGGUGUAAAAGGCACGAGUUUCUACAAGAAGUAUAUAUUCGCUGGAUACACAUUAGCCAACCUGUUUGAAGUGCUCAUAUACGCUACGGGAGUCGUCACUAACUUGCCUGUCGCGCUUUAUAAUAUUCAUCAAUCGUACAAACUACGCACAGGCAAGAUGCGGUCCCCUAGCGAAGCGCUGCGGCCGCUGUGGUCGUUCCUCACAGUGUUCGCAGUGUGCUCGGUGUGGGUGCACAAGUCCCCGCGCCUGCCCGACACAGACCUGCGCCCGCUGUUCCUGCUCAUUGGCACUCUCUUCAGUAAUGUCGCUUGUCGUCUAAUAGUGAGUCAGAUGAGCAACCAGCGCUGCGACGCCGUCAACUGGUUGCUGUGGCCGCUGACUGCAGCCGCUUCCGUCUCGCUGCUGUUGCCGCACUAUGAGAUUGUCGCCUUCUAUGCCAUGACGAUACUGACUGUGCUGGCUCAUAUACAUUAUGGGACUUGUGUUGUACGUCAAAUGUGCGACCACUUCAGAAUAAGCUGUUUCUACAUAAAGCAGAGGUCAGAUUGACUCUUAGAUGACAAUGCGUGUUAGUAACAUAACACCCUGUAUGUAAUUACAGGUUCUAAAUAAACAACAUCAUGUACAUGCAGCCGUUGAUGAAACAUAUCCAUCUUUUGUUUGUGGUACUAGAUUAUUUAAAAACAAAUUGUGUCAUAGGAAAGUCACAUUAUAAAGCCUGCCUAGCCUUUUCCCAACUAUGUUAGGGUCGUCUUCCAGUCUAACCGGAGGCAGCUGAGUACCAGUGUUUUACAAGGAGCCACUGCCUAUAUACUCUCAACCCAGUUACCCGGGCAACCCAAUACCCCUUGGUAAAACUGGUUGUCAGACUGACUGGAUUCUGACUACCCGUAACGACUGCCAAAGAUGUUCAAACGACAGAAGAUGAAUGAUGUUAAUGGGAAAAUGGUUUAUUUAAAAUAAUCUAGUGCCUUAAUAUUUCACAUACAUAAAGGGUGUUUAUUUCAUAGUAAAAAUGCAAUUUAAUUUCAUUACUUACCAGUGAUUAUGAAAAUUAACCACUAUUAAUUUGAUUUCUAUGAAAAAUAUUUUUUACUAUGAAAUAAACAAUAAAAUAAAAAUACAGCUUACUAGACAGAAGUACACCGUUCCUUAAAUAGAAUAAAAAACUAGAUUUAAUACGAAACAGAAAGUACAUUUUGUUGUUAUUAUUUUUAAAUGUUAUGUUAUAUUUUAUAAAGAUUGUACACACAGCAGAAGAUAUAUUUUCUGAAAUAUGCAAUUUUGAAUUUCGAAAUAGUUAAGGGUUUUGUCAUAGUUACGACGUUCUUUUUUUAUUUUAUUUUUUUAUCUACAUACACACAUAUACAUCAUGUUAAACCUUUUUAGCAAAUCUUUUUUGAUUUUUUUUUAAAUUAUUUUUAUUUUGUAUUUCUACUGUGUACGUCUUUAUUUCGAGGGUUCAUAAUACGCAUUGUCUAAAUCCAGUACCAAUCGAAAAGGUAUUUAUUAAUUUUUAAGUGUAUUUUUUACAAAAUGAUUUCGCAAAUAUUAAGAUUAGCCGAAUUAUCUGAGUUUCGAUAUAAAGUCUACUUAAUAUUUGCUGUUUUAGCCGGUUAUUCUUGAUAAAAAGUUAAUUGCUUUUGGCUAAUUUAAUUUUCUGCAAAUUGAGGAAUCUAUCUUUGAUAUACAGGUGGUUGUUUUGUAGACUUUUUUUGUUAGGUUAUAAUCUCUAUAGAUCUGUAGAUUUUAACCUCUUAACUUAUUUUUUAGUUAAUAGAGAAUAAAAGUUAUUAUAGCUCGUCAUUUUUUAUCGUAAAACGAUAAUGUUUAUCAUAUAACGGUAAAAUUUUAUUUAUUUUAGUUUUUUUUACUGUAUUAAGUUUGGUUGUGACAACAUUACGAGAUUGUGAAAAGUUUUAAAUUCCUCAAUUUGUAUUUUCUUUUUAAUCAUUUGAUAUUAAUUUUAAUCAAAUUAUUAUUUUAAAUAUUUUUAUUCAAAUCGAAGAUAAAUAAUAUUUAAAAUAAUAAUUUUGGAAGCCUUAGUUUUAAGUUUAAAAUGAGAUUUAAUUCAAAAUUUCGCUUGUAAUCGCAAUUAUUUUUAAGCACUGUCUAUGUAUAAUUGGUGUCUAUGACAGUCUGUAUAUUUCGUGUUCUAGCCCGCCUAAAAUAAUUAAACAAAUAAAAAGAAGAUUACUAACAUUUAAUUAUAUUAUUUUAGACAACAGAAUGCUUCAUUGACCAAAAAACUUUUACUUUCCAAAAAUAAUGACGUUUUAUAUAGAAAAAAUCGUUUUGGCAAAAAAAUAAUUGUUAGCUAAGACACUAUACUACUAACAGUAUAAUUUUACUCUAAAAUAAAUACUAACAAAAUAUGCUGGUUCGCCUCAGUAUUAUUUGCGUGAAAUGUGAACCCACCUUUAUUUCAGCAUGUUUUUUAACAUUUUUAUUUUGUAUACCCUUAUCAAUCACUUGAUCGUUUUUUUACUACAUUUUAUUUUUUUACCUUUAUGUCAAAUUAAUCGCAAUAAAUAAAUACUGCUGGAUAGUACUCGAUUUUUUUUUCUUUGCGAUCUAUUUUGAUGGACGCUCGGCAUCAGAUUGACUGGUGUAAAACAUUUUUAAUAUUGUAAAAUGGGGUCAUAUUUGAGUACUAUUCAGCCGUAUUGAAAUAUGAUAAUUAUAACGCAUUACAAAAUAAAAGUGCCUCAUGUUAGUAAAAAAAAUAGUAUUCCAUAGAUCGCUAUGUAACAUUUAAGCUCUGAUAUAAUAACUUAAUAUUCAUUUGUUUUGAAAAAAAAAUGUACCACUAAAAUCUCCUUUAUUUAAAGCAAAAUUUCAUGUUCUGGAUCUUAGACUAUUCCAUUUUGUGUAAUUUUCGAAAAUUCGCUUUAUGUAUCUGUACUGCUUGAAAUUAAUUUGUAUUUUGAGGAUUUAUCCUAAAUUAGAGUAUUCGAAGACCUAGGUUAAAUACUGUUGUAUGAUGACCGUCAUAUAAUGUUAUUUCGGGUGUAGUUUGUGGCAAACUUAAUGACGGCUCGGAACUUAAUGCGAUUUGCUGCGCAGAAACCCAUUUUUCGGUAUAGCCCACGGAGUAAAAAAAAUGAGCGGAGAUGCCAUAAAUUUGUCUUCUUCUAGGGCAAAUACGGACGGGGUGGGCGUGAUUAAAACGCUCAGUUAAGAGUGAACUAACAAGGCGUUCGGGGACACAUGUCGACGAUUCUCGUUUUUACAAAAAAAAAAAUGUUCCAAAGUGCUAUUUUCUUAUGAGGUUUUCGUUAUGCCACCUCCGCUCAUCAUUGUUUUCUCUAUGUCAUGGCCACAUGCGCAUACCUGUUCUCUGAAGUUAGUUGCGAACCACCAUUAAGUUUACCGACAACAAUAUCGCUCUGCGUUAUAUAACUGAUAAUUCGGACUGAAGUGUAAGUCAGGGUAACCCUAACAUUGAUGGAAAUAAAACUGCGUACAUUUGAGCAUAAUAAAUAUCGUAUUGUGUAUAAUUAAAUAUAAAAUUAAACUUUAAUGUAUAAAUUUCAAGAGAGAUUGUAAGGGACCGUUGUAAGAAGGCAUAUCGUGAGACUUAAAGUUUAUGCAAAAAAAUCAUGAUAAUAUUUUUGGUCUAGUUUAAUAUUAUGCUUGGAUUGUCGAACUACGACAGUUCUCUAUUUUUUGUUUCCAGUGCAUAUUAAUAUUUAUUUAUGUGAUAACUGAAAAUCCAAAAAAGUCGUCUCAUACUGGAUUCUGCAUCCCUUUUAAGAUGUCUGACCAACAAAUAUACAAAAAUGCUGAUGAAAACGUAUUUAUUACAAUUAUGUAUUGUACUGACUGGUAUGUAUUAUGGUCUAGAAAAAGUAUGUAAAAACAGCGACCACGACUCGGCAAUCAAAGUUCGUACCUAUUUAGUACCAUUUCUUAUCACCAGAGGGCACCAUAAAGGAGGCCAGAAAGGGAUAGUCUUAUAUAACCUGCAUAAGUCCAAUUAAUUCGAACUUUUUAGUACUCGGUGGUACUGUUUUUUUUUUUUUAAAUAUAAAUAGAUGAGUAAGAAAAGCUGUGUAAAUAUAUUUCUUUUGUACAGAUGCACGCAGUUAGAUAAAUACCUAGCCUGUUCCUCUGGCUGCCUAGAUAUGUCAGUAACUUAGUUCAGAUGAUUAUACAAUAUUAUUUGUAAACUAAUGAAUGACAGAAGAAAUGUCUACAUAGUGUUGAGAAUUAACAACUCCAUUUAUAAUUUAAUCUGUGUCAUUGAACUCGUCAUGCAACCACAAAAUACCAUGAAGUCUGCUUAAAACGAGUUCUUAUUAGCUUGAAAUUAAGGAAAAGUAAAUGGCUUUUACUGUAGUGUGAUAAUAGAAUGAAAAGGUUUAUAUAGUUCCUUUUACGCAUUGACGUGUCCAGGUGACAAAUGUCGAGAUUCUUCAUAUAAGGAUACCGAAUGUUCUGUGCAGUUGACAGCUGUCAGUUUUCAAGGGAAAAUACCAUUGUUUGUACGGAUAGCAACAGUGAAUUGCACUUAAAAACGGUCAGAUCACUCCAUUUACUCCUAAUCCAUGACGCAUAAUUAUCUGAACUAAGUUUUAACUAUGAAUAAUGAACAAGUUCUUCCUUGCUGCCUUGCCGGUGCCGGUCUAAAGUCUAGUACGAUAUAUUUGUAGCUAGCUAGUGGCUUUUUACACUAUGACACACAGUCAUUGCUUCUCCACUGUUGUAUGUGUCACAAUAAAAUGUUUCGAUGAUA